This is a messenger RNA of Equus caballus (horse), 2923 nucleotides long. It is a transcript of the gene CLTRN, whose product is annotated as collectrin, amino acid transport regulator. NCBI's taxonomy places the organism in Eukaryota, Metazoa, Chordata, Mammalia, Perissodactyla, Equidae. The record is from RefSeq and is a predicted model, not a curated record. Gene Ontology annotation, cellular component: extracellular exosome; plasma membrane. Gene Ontology annotation, biological process: positive regulation of amino acid transport.
CUUGCCAAGUCCACACCCGGGAUCUGAACCGGUGAACCCUGGGCCUCCGAAGCAGAAUGUGCGCACUUAACUGCUGCGUCACCGGGCCGGCACCCAAAACAACAUUUCUUAGUAUAAAGCUUUUAGUGAUUUUCAGACAGUAGAAGGGUCAAGGUCACUGUCGCUGGCCAAAAUUUAAGAGCAGAAACUGACUUGUUGAUUAAUUCGUAUGCUUUGUAUAUCAACCAGAACGAGGGCUGUUUAGGAUUCUGUUAUGAAAAUGAGAGCAUCUAACCUAAAAGGUACAUGGCCCAAUGGCCCCGCCACCUCUUUAUAGAUGUUGGCAAAGGAAGUACCUAUAGGCAAGGCUAGAUGUGACUGAGUGACACCAACUGGCAGCCAAACAGAAGAUUAAGGAUGAGAAACACUACUCUCUAGAGCAUGGCUGCAAUAAUUUUAGCCUAGAAAAAAAUCAUGACUUGCCAAAACUAUGAGAAAACUCUUAAUAUAACACCCAAGCAACAGUGCAAAGAGUUAAACGUGUAGGAAGAAAUGUCAGUAAAGUCUUGCUUUUACUACAUGGGACUCCUUAUGAUGUAUUGGUCUUCAUGCGCAGGAUGAGACACGCAGGCACACAUGCAUUCCAUUUCAGAAGCUGUCCUUUCAAUUCCUAUCUCAGAAAUGCAAAGUUGGCAGAAUUACACUCACUCAGUUUAUCUGAAUUAAUCUUUAUUUCUAAACAGUAGAGAUUAACUUUCUCUGAACUAGUAAAAUGUUACCCUGUGGAAAAAAAGACAAAGUUCAUAAUGGUUAUGGCUGUUGAUUAGCCUGCAAAAUUUGAUGAGUCUUCCAAAUAUCGUAGCUUCACAUUUUUUUUCUCACCUUAAAAAGGGCUUAAAGUAUGGGAGUGGAGACAAAAAUAUUCCAAAGCCCAGAGUUCUUUGUUUACCAAAGAUACUAGAAUUUGUUUUUCUCUGGCUAGGAAUGUAAAAAUAAAAAUUGCAGUGUACCUCAUGAUACUUCAUUUCCACAGUCUCAAGCUUCUUAGAAUGCCAAUUUUGGAUUCAAAUAAGUCAAUUUAAUUUUAUUAAAUUACCAAAUAUUCAUGGCCCAUGAGAAAUGCAAAAUUGAUCCAAAUAUUGUCUUUGCUCUCCAGGAACUUAAAAUUUGUAAGACACAGAAGCAAAUCAUGUUGGUGAUAGAUGUGUGUACAAAUGUGAACAAAAUGCCGUGUGAAUACAGGAGAAGGAGAGAAUAAAAAAUUAGUAGAUUGGACAAGUCUACAACAAAUAAUAAAAAUCUAUAAUAAAAACAAAAGAAAAAGGUUUCUCAAAGGAGGUGAUAAUUGAGAUGGACCUGUAACAAUGGCUAAGAUGUUUAAAGGUGAGGAAUGAAAACUCACAGUAUUCAAGUUAAGGAAAUAGCAUGAGAACACAAAGGAUAGAGGUAGGACAUGGCCCACUGCAGGACUAGCUGGUGGAAUGGCUCAGAGGAAGAUGGGAAGCGUCAUCAGUGUAGAUGCACCUGAAAAACCAAGUUGGGUUCAGAUCUUAGAGGCCAAAGAGUUUGUAUUCUCUGACAUAGGCCCUGGGCUGCUGAUGAAGAUUUCAAUGUGAAUGACUUCAAUGUAAAAGACAAGAAGAAGGACAAUGGAAGGUGCAGAAAAUGCUUUUAAAGUGAGACUUAGUAUCAGAACAGCUCUGGGAGAUAAAGCAUAUGCUUGGGAUACAAAUGAAGAAUAUCUCUUCAAAGCGAUGGUGGCUUUCUCCAUGAGAAAAGUUGCCAACAGAGAAAAAACAGAAAUUUCCCACGUCCUACUUUGCAAUGUAACUCAGCGGGUGUCAUUCUGGUUUGUGGUUACAGACCCUUCGGAAAAGCACACCCUUCCUGCUGUUGAGGUACAGGAAGCCAUAAGGAUGAAUAGGAACCGGAUCAACAAUGCCUUCUUUUUGAAUGACCAGACUCUGGAAUUUUUAAAAAUUCCUUCCACUCUUAUACCACCCACUGACCCACCUGUGCCCAUCUGGAUUAUUAUAUUUGGUGUGAUAUUUUGCAUCGUCAUAGUUGCAAUUAUACUAUUGAUUUUAUCAGGAAUCAGGCAACGUAGAAGGAAGGACAAAGGGCCAUCUGAAGUGGAUGACACUGAAGAUAAGUGUGAAAACACAAUCACAAUUGAAAAUGGCAUCCCAUGCGAUCCCCUAGACACAAAGGGAGGGCACGUUAAUGAUGCCUUCAUGACAGAAGAUGAGCGACUCACCCCUCUCUGAAGGGCUGCUGUUCUGCUUCUCUAAGAAACUCAAUACUGGCUUCUCUGCAACUGCCGAGUGUCACAAAUUAUCAAGGGCAGAUUAUGUAUUUUGUUUCACCAUUCUUCUUUUGUAAGAAAUUUUGAAUGUGCAUGAAAGUGAAAAGCAAUCAGUUAUUCCCCUGAAGACCACUGGAAUCAUAAACUGUUGAGUACUCAAAAUAUUCUAAAAUAUUUCUCUGACGACACAGUGCGUAAGUGUAGUCAUGUGGCGUUUGUAGUUACUGAUUUAAAAAUGCUUUAGUAUUUAAGCAUUUCCAGAAAUCAGGUCAGGCCACUAUAUAUAUGUAUUUCUCAUUUUGAAGACCUAAGAAAAAUAUUUUUCCAGUGGAGAAUACCUAUAAUGUGGUGAAGAAAUCAUUGAAAAUGGAUCCUUUUUGAAUAUCACUUAUAUCAUGCUGUAUAUGACUAGGUAAACAAGAAUAAAAAGUAAUGGAAUGUAAAUGGAAUGAGUAGAAAUGGCAGUGUGGAUACACAAGGUGGAAUUUGAUCCUGUUAUCAUACCAACAGUUGCUUGUAUAUUUUCUGACUAUCAGUCUCUAAUAAGGCAGCUCUAUUUGUUGACUAUUUCUGCAAUUUGUAAAAGUACAAUCUAUGCUAAUUUAAUAAAGUGCUAAUCAUCUCUUUUUGAUUAUAUGA